UCUGCGCAAACACCUUGCACUGUUCUUUGUACACUGCUGCAAUAAGAAACCAGAAAAAAAAACCUGUAUCAGGGACUCCGCAGACUCAAACCCGUCAGCUGGAACGAGAGGCCAACCCAUGGACAUCAGGCCAAUUUUUGUAAUACUGUCUGUGUGUGGGCAAAUGCAGGCCAUGACUGUAGACACGGAUUAUGGUGGUUUCCCUCUGCAGAUUGAUCGUUUUCUAGGGGAGCCUACAGUUUUCACCCUCAGGAAUCGAGUCGAUUCCAGCUGGUCACGGAUGGUGAGCAAUCAAAACUGUUCAGUGAAAUGUGACUGUGCAAUUCAGUGGCCCACGGCUUUGUACUGUGACCACAAAGAGUUGGAGCGGUUUCCUGAAAGUCUUCCCUCCAGAACACAAUACCUUUUCCUUCAGGGUAACAUGGUCACCGGCCUUAGCUCUAAAGCCUUUGCCAAUACCACUAAAUUACGCUGGCUCAUUUUGGACCAAAACCAGCUUCUCAGUGAAAGACUUUAUGGUAGGCCUCUGUUCAAUCUGACCCAAUUAGUGAACCUCUUCAUGAACCAUAACAAUUUGACCGAGGUGCCAGCAGGGCUGCCUGGUGGACUCAAACAACUAAGACUGGCUUACAAUCAAAUUGAAAAAAUUGGCCCUGGAGCAUUUGAAGGCUUACAGAAUCUAACAGUGCUCCUGCUUCAAGGCAAUCAUCUGAAAACAAUCGGAGAAACAGACUUCAAAGGUAUGGCCUUAAAUUGUGAAAGGGAUUUCAUCGCACUGAUUUAUAACUGCACUUUUAGCAAGCUUAAUGGAAAACUCUAA
Clarias gariepinus (North African catfish) is the source of this 820-nucleotide messenger RNA. RefSeq lists its product as uncharacterized. The transcript is spliced from 2 exons. Gene Ontology annotation, molecular function: protein binding. Lineage: Eukaryota; Metazoa; Chordata; Actinopteri; Siluriformes; Clariidae. Bases 119 to 820 code for a protein of 233 amino acids. The record is from RefSeq and is a predicted model, not a curated record.